GAGGAAGGGUUUAAGUGUGUUUUUUCAGAAAAUAUUAGGGUUAUUGUUCAUCUCAUAUUUGCUCCAUAAAGCUCAUAGUAAUCAUAGGCGUCAAAAGGAAUCGCAGGUAUUUGAUUUUACAUACGACGCAUUUUGGCAGAAAACACUGCUUGGUAUCGACAGAAGAACGCGAAUUUAUCUACUCCAGUGUCCAUCUCCAGCCGCGAGCUAAACCGUCGUCACUGCUAUGUUUUCUACAUUCUAAUGGCGGCGAUAACCGUUAGACGUAAUGUGUUUCUGUUGCCUAUUAAACCACUUUUCUCGUUACAGGGGUUGUUCCAUAAAUUCGUCGAACUUGAUGAUUCUAAACCUCGACUACUUAGGGAAGAUGAUUAUUUGAUCUUCAAACCAGGUGAAAUCAACGUUUCAAAAUGGAAAAAGUUGGAUUCAAGGUCCUUGGGGAUAACUCGAACAAUACCCCCAUCCCCUUUUGCUGUCCUGCAGAUUCUUCGUACCAGAGGGUUUGAAGCCUACUUAGUUGGAGGAUGUGUGAGAGAUUUGCUUCUCAACAGGACACCAAAAGAUUUCGAUGUCAUCACUACUGCUCAUCUGGAACAGAUUAGUAAGCAGUUUCAUAAUUGUGAAGUUGUGGGGAAACGGUUUCCUGUAUGUAGGGUGUAUAUAAAAGGCUCCAUUGUUGAGGUUUCUAGUUUUGAUACUCUGGCCAAAGAGACAGAAGGAAAAGAAAAGUUUCUCAUCUCCCAAAUGCCUAGAGGCUGUGAUAAACUGGAUCUUCUUCGUUGGAAGAACUCAAUGCAUCGAGACUUUACCAUUAACAGCUUGUUCUUUGACCCUUUUAUUCACACAAUCUAUGAUUACAAUGAUGGAAUGAAGGAUCUAUUGGAACUAAAGCUACGGACAUUAGUACCUGCCCAACUGUCAUUCACAGAGGACUCUGCAAGAAUACUUCGAGGUGUAAGAAUUGCUGCUCGUUUGGGAUUAUCAUUGUCAAAGGAAAUCAAGAGUGCAAUUUUUAAACAAACAUCAUCUAUUACAAGAUUAGGGCAGUCCAGGACAAUGAUGGAAAUAAAUUAUAUGCUAUCAUUUGGGGCUGCUGAAUCUUCAUUCUCCUUGCUUCAUAAAUACCAUCUUCUUGAGAUUUUGCUACCAUUUCAGGCAGCAUACAUUUCUCAACAAGCAACUAGGUUUGACCAAAGUUCCAUGAUGUUAAUGAAACUGUUGUCUCAUUUGGAUAAGUUGGUUUCUUGUGAUCGGCCUUCUGGAAGUCCCUUAUGGAUUGGAAUUUUAGCAUUCCACCUGGCACUAGUAAACAACCCCCAACACCCUUUUGUUAUCUUGACUUUUGCAUCUGUUCUCUAUCACCAAAGCUGGAAAGAUGGUCUUAAGUUUGCAAGGAAAUGUGGUCAACCACCGGUCAACUUUGAUCCAGAAUCUUUAGACACAUAUGAUGAGUUCAUUUCUGAUGAUGAAAUUGCCACAAAAGUAAACCAAUUAGCAAUUAUGGUUGUAGAUUCUGUUGAUGUUUUGAUGGAAACAAAUUGCCUAAACCAUGCAAUGGAAAAUUUCCCUGGUUCUCCUUCUCCUUCUCCAUGCUCUGGUUUUGUAUUUAUAUCCAAGAACAUGGGUUAUAGUGCUCAACAACUUUUUCAUGUUCUUUCCCAUAAAGUGGAAGCCUACAAUGAGGGAAGAACUUCUUUUGAGAUAAACUUUGAUCUUCUUAAAAAAGGGUAUUCCCUAGAGACCAGGUUUGCUCUUGGGAAGAUCAUUUUGAAUACAUUGGGGUGUGGAAUUGGUCAAACUGAGGUCAACCCUUCUAGUCUGGAAAAUGAACGUUUUGUGAACAAAAAACAUGAUAAAAAACAACCACCACUAUCAUUUAAUUUUAAUUUACAACAAGAAAUGGUCACCAAAAGUCCAAAAAUGAUUACAAAACUUAGCAGUAUUAUGCAAGAUAAAUCCAAAGGAGUAUCUACAAAGCAUAUGAAAGUUGUUGGCAUUUCUUCUGAUCCAAAAAACAAGGAUUUAACGACAAAUAAGAAAGAAAUUGGUACUGAUAAGUCACCCAUGGAAGAACUUAUUUGCAUGGUGAAAAGUUCAAUUGAUAAUGAUGAGUUAGAAUCUCAAAAUCAUGAAGAGAGAAAUAGAAAAGUCAAAGUAAACCAGUCAAACCAAAAUGGAACAAUGUUAGUGGAAAGAAGAGUAGAGAAUGAUGAAACUGGAAUUAGUUCACUUUUAAGUUUUGUGGAUGAACAAGUGGAAAGAAAGAAGGAAAAGAUUGAGAGUUUUCAAGAAAAGAGUAUACAAUUAGAAUCUGCAGCAUCUAGUUUGGUAUCUGAAGUAAACAACAAUAGGGAAUUAGAAUCAUGUAGUAGUUUUGAAGCAUCUUCUAAUGUUACUUCAAGUACAACCGAAAUACAUGUGCAACACCUUGACCUUGAUGAAAAAGUCAACAAGACUAGUCAACAUAAGAAAAUCACAAAGGUGAAGGGAGAAAGAAAGAAGCAAAGGGUUUGUUCUUAUUGUAAGGAAGUAGGCCACAACAAAACCGGAUGUCCUAAAAGAAAGAUUGAGGAGGCGUCUUUGUCUUGUCAGGUUGACACAGAUUCAACAUGAACUAAAUGGAUUAUUCAAGUUUGCUCAAAUCUUUCCACUUGUUGAUUGAUGUCUAUAAGCUAAAUAUUUUAUAAUGGAAAUUUCCAAGAGUUAUUUUCCUUCAAGUUUUGAGGCACAAUUUGUUAGAGUGUUCGACUUUUCAGACUACAAUAUAGAAGAGUAUAUUUACAUGUACAAGAAUUUUGGAUAAAAAUCAUAAUUUCCAAUUUUGGCCAACAUUGCUCGUGAUUUACUAACUGUUCAGGU
This is a messenger RNA of Lactuca virosa, 2859 nucleotides long. The record is from the annotation of a GenBank genome assembly. NCBI's taxonomy places the organism in Eukaryota, Viridiplantae, Streptophyta, Magnoliopsida, Asterales, Asteraceae.